This is a messenger RNA of Papaver somniferum (opium poppy), 504 nucleotides long. Its product is annotated as non-structural maintenance of chromosomes element 4 homolog B-like. Gene Ontology annotation, biological process: DNA repair. Bases 1 to 504 code for a protein of 167 amino acids. The transcript has a single exon. Gene Ontology annotation, cellular component: Smc5-Smc6 complex; nucleus. NCBI's taxonomy places the organism in Eukaryota, Viridiplantae, Streptophyta, Magnoliopsida, Ranunculales, Papaveraceae. The record is from RefSeq and is a predicted model, not a curated record.
AUGGUUGUUGAACCAAAUAAGAAGAAGAUGGUUUCGAAGAAACGUAUGAGAUCCAUAAUGGAACUUGACCAUCCAGAAGAUCUUGACGGAAGCGCAGUAGGGGAGAAGACAGAAACUAUUAAGAAUAUUCAUACUAUGUUUGAGGUUUUGAAGACGAGGAAGAAAUCGGUUAAGUUCGAAAAUGUUAUUCUGAACAGAAAUUCGUUUGGGCAGACAGCAGAAAAUUUAUUUGCGCUUUCUUUUUUGGUAAGCAUGGGUAGAGCUGAAAUUGAAGGAGAUGAUGAUGGUCAUCUGGUGGUUUCAUUAAGAAAUGCACCAAAUUCAAAUUUAAUAAAAUGCGGGGAAGUUCAGUGCAAGCAUUUUAUACAUGUGCUUGGUUACAAGGACUGGAAUAUGACGAAAGAUUUAGUUGGUGUUGGGGAUGAGGUUAUGCCACAUCGCAACUCAGAUAACAUCGAAGGUGACCUCUCUGCUGGUAACUUUUUGAAACUAGAAAAUGUGUAA